UCUUUGUAUCGUUGUAUCCCUUUAAAUCUUCUUAUAUUCAGUCUUGCUGUUUUGUUUCAGCAAGUUCAUCAUAUCGUGAAUGAUGCCCUGAAGCGCUACAGUGAAGAUCGCAUUGGAAUGGUUGAUUAUGCCCUUGAAUCUGGAGGGGCCAGUGUUAUCAGCACUCGUUGUUCAGAAACCUAUGAAACCAAGACUGCACUUCUUAGUCUUUUUGGCAUACCAUUGUGGUAUCACUCCCAGUCUCCAAGGGUCAUUCUACAGCCAGAUGUCUAUCCUGGAAAUUGUUGGGCCUUCCAAGGCUCCCAAGGUUUUGCUGUCAUUCGCCUUUCAAGCAGGAUCCAUCCCACUGCUGUGACGUUAGAGCAUAUCUCCAAGUCGCUUUCCCCCAGGGGAACUAUUCCCAGCGCCCCCAAGGACAUUGCAGUCUUU
Molecule: messenger RNA, 429 nt
Organism: Protobothrops mucrosquamatus (brown spotted pit viper)
Lineage: Eukaryota; Metazoa; Chordata; Lepidosauria; Squamata; Viperidae
Product: SUN domain-containing protein 2-like
Exons: 3
Biological process (GO): nuclear envelope organization
Cellular component (GO): nuclear envelope; meiotic nuclear membrane microtubule tethering complex
Molecular function (GO): protein-membrane adaptor activity
Source: RefSeq, a predicted model, not a curated record